Molecule: messenger RNA, 2013 nt
Organism: Puntigrus tetrazona (Sumatra barb)
Lineage: Eukaryota; Metazoa; Chordata; Actinopteri; Cypriniformes; Cyprinidae
Product: polypeptide N-acetylgalactosaminyltransferase 5-like
Exons: 10
Coding region: 60-1853 (597 amino acids)
Cellular component (GO): Golgi apparatus
Source: RefSeq, a predicted model, not a curated record
AUCCUCUUGUGCUCAAAGAAAGCAGUGUAAAGAAAUCACAUAUUAAUGACAUAGUAGUGAUGCCACAUAAUGAAGUACAUGUAGAUGCGGGUUUACAGAAGAACUUGAGAAAUAAAUUGCUAAAACCGGCAGAGGGUGAUAAACAGAAGAACAGUGUUGAAAAUUCUGAUAAACAUGGCAAUACUUUCAGCAAAACGAAACCAGAUAUUAUUCCAAAUCCAAGUGAACUUAAAGCUCAGGACCCAGCAGAGGAGGCAUUACCACAGUCUACAAGUGUGCAGGUGAGGAGGUCAGGAGGGCAUCAUAAGGUUAUGGCCCUAGAUGUUACAGACAGCCCCAGAGAUCCCAGGGCGGUGGGACAGUUUGGACAGCCUGCAAGAGUUCCCAGAGAUAAAGAAUUAGAGAGUCGAAGACGUUGGAGUGAAGGAUUUUUUAAUGUAUUCCUGAGUGAACAGAUACCGAUAGACAGAGCCAUCCCAGACACCAGACCUCAAAUAUGUUCAGAAAACCUUGUUCAUGAUGACUUGCCCAAUACUAGUGUGAUCUUCUGUUUUGUGGACGAGGUUUGGUCCACUCUGCUGCGCUCGGUGCACAGUGUGCUCAACAGAUCUCCUCCACACCUCCUCAAAGAGAUCAUUCUGGUGGACGACUCCAGCACCAAAGACUACCUGAAGGAACAGUUAGACAUUUAUAUGUCUCAGUUCCCUAAAGUACGAAUCAUCCGUCUGAAAGAGAGACAAGGUCUAAUCAGAGCCAGAAUCGCAGGGGCUUCUGUUGCAACAGGUGAAGUCUUGACAUUCCUGGACUCUCACAUUGAGUGUAACGUGGGGUGGCUGGAGCCGCUGUUAGAAAGAGUUUACCUGGACCGCAAAAAAGUGGUCUGUCCUGUUAUUGAGGUCAUCAGUGAUAAGGACAUGAGUUACAUGCUUGUUGAUAGUUUCCAAAGAGGCAUUUUCAGAUGGCCACUGGUGUUUGGCUGGAGUGCCCUACCAGAGGAAUAUAUUAGAAAGAACCAGAUCAAGGAUUCAGACCCCAUCAGGUGUCCUGUUAUGGCAGGGGGUCUUUUCUCUAUAGACAAGAGCUAUUUCUAUGAACUGGGGGCAUAUGAUCCAGGCCUGGAUGUCUGGGGUGGGGAAAAUAUGGAAAUCUCUUUCAAGAUCUGGAUGUGUGGAGGUGAGAUUGAAAUCAUCCCCUGUUCACGUGUCGGCCACAUUUUCCGUGGUGAUAACCCUUACAAGUUCCCUAAAGAUCGGGUGAAGACAGUCGAGAGAAACUUGGCCAGGGUUGCAGAAGUGUGGCUGGAUGACUAUAAAGAGCUGUUUUAUGGCCAUGGCUACCACCAUCUGCUGGACAAAAGUAUGACUGAUAUAGGAAAUCUGACAGAACAGAUUGAACUGAGAAAAAAACUAAAGUGUAAAAGCUUUAAAUGGUACUUGGAGAAUGUCUACCCAGACUUAGACGCCCCUCUGGUCAAAGCAGAAGGACUGAUUUUCAAUGUUGGAACCAGAAAAUGUUUGGUAUUUCAAAAUGACAUUUUAUUUUUUGAUAAAUGUGAUCUCACAAAUAAGAGUCAACACUUCAGCUACACUUGGUUAAGGUUGCUUCGUCAGAACACUUCCUGCUUGGCUCCUCUGGAAAAACAGAUUAUCAUGGAACCAUGUGACAACACAAAGCCACAUCUCCGCUGGAUGCACAAGUCUCGUAAAGGUUUGGCGGAGAAUGUGAUGAUCGAGGGUCAUUCCCAACCCAUUUGCCUGGAAGCUGGAGUGAAAGCUGACAGCAUCUUCCUCAAAGACUGUGAUCCUAUCAGUACUUUUCAGAAAUGGCAGUUUACACACUACAACGCUGAAUGAAAUGUUCCAGAAUAUCGCUCACAUAUUGUCCAUAAUAGCAUUGACAUCUGUGCAUGCGUUUUUUAAUAGCUUAUAGGUGGUUUGAUGAGAGUCCACUUAAUGCACUGUGUAUGCUACAUAUGGUUUUUGACACUCUGAAUCAUUAGGGUUUGAGGUUCAG